GUGUGCUUGCUGGUGCUCUUCUGCCGCUUAAUUCGGGUACAGUCAGGGCGUUUUGCCACAUCGCCGUUUUGCCACAUCACCGACGCGGGAUGCCCUUAUGAGCAUGAAGAGGUAGAGGUUUGCUACAAGUCGAGGCUCUUUGGAUGCUCGCCAUACCAGAUCUGCGAUGAUGCAAGUGGCGCUUGCACUCUUCAGAGUGACGCUGCUCUGGCGGAGGGUGCGGCGACAGUGGCAUCCCGAAUGCUUGCACGGGCCAAGGCUUUCAAUGCUACUACGUGGUACACGAUUGGCAUCCUCGAGUUCACGAGGUUCACCAGAGCUGUCGUUGACUUUCACAUCUACGGUAGGGUGCUCAUGCAGCCCAUGGACAGGCCUCAGUUCCUGGCACAGAUGAAGAGUUCGAGAUCGGACUUGACAUCGGCCAUGAAGACCUUCAGCGAAGCCUUUCACAGGAAUGGCAUUAAGGCAGUUGAUCUGGGUGCCUUUACCGAGUACGUGGAAGAAUCGCAUCGGAUGUCGAGGAAGCCCUGGGUGAUGUGGAGGCAUGCGAGGGCAACCCCUUGA
Molecule: messenger RNA, 564 nt
Organism: Symbiodinium pilosum
Lineage: Eukaryota; Dinophyceae; Suessiales; Symbiodiniaceae
Source: the annotation of a GenBank genome assembly